Meleagris gallopavo (turkey) is the source of this 1536-nucleotide messenger RNA. The record is from RefSeq and is a predicted model, not a curated record. NCBI's taxonomy places the organism in Eukaryota, Metazoa, Chordata, Aves, Galliformes, Phasianidae.
GGCGGCAGGGUGAACUGCGUGCGCUGGGCACGGCGGCGGGACGGCGCAACUGAAACAGAGUUAGUUUCUGGUGCAUCUGAUAAAAAGCUCAUUCUCUGGGAGUGGAAUGGGACAGGAGUUUGGAAUGAUCAGCUUGUGAAAAGCGUUCCUCUUGAAGGCCAUACUGAAGCUGUUUGUGCUGUGGAUGCUAUCUACCAGUCAGAUGAACCUGAUUUAAAUCUGUUAAUAGCUUCUGCAGCAUCUGACUCUACUGUGAGAAUCUGGUCUCGACAUAAUUCAGAAGUUAAAUGCAUUGAGGUUCUGCAGUUUGGAAAUGGAUUUGUUAUGGGUGUUUCCUUAUCCUUCUUGCCCGGCAGCAAUGUACCAAUACUGGCUUGUGGUGGUGAUGACUGCAAAAUAAAUUUGUUUAUACAGCAGAAUGGUCAGUUUCAGAAAACAGUAAUACUCCCUGGCCAUGAAGAUUGGAUAAGAGGCGUUGAAUGGGCGAUCUGUGGUGAUGAUCUAUUCUUAGCAAGCUGUGCUCAGGAUUGUUUGAUAAGAAUUUGGAAAGUGUGUUCAAAAUCAAAGCAGUUUUCAGAAAUUGAAGAUGAUACCAUCAGACUGAAAGAGAAUGUUUUUACUGUUAAAGAUACUGAUACAACGUACGCAAUUACUUUGGAGUCUGUGCUGGCUGGCCAUGAAAAUUGGGUGUAUGCAGUCCACUGGCAGCCUUCCUUUUCCAAAGUAGGUGGCAGCAUGCAACAACCAAUGAGGAUAUUGUCUGCAUCGAUGGACAAAACUGUGAUCAUCUGGGAACCUGAUAAGGAGUCCGGAGUUUGGCUAGAACAGGUGCGGGUAGGUGAAGUGGGUGGUAAUACCCUUGGAUUUUUUGACUGCCAGUUUAGUCCAGAUGGUUCAAUGAUCAUUGCUCAUGCUUUUCAUGGAGCAUUCCACCUUUGGAAACAGGCUUCAGUUAAUAAGAAAGAAUGGACUCCAGAAGUUGUGAUUUCAGGACAUUUUAACAGUGUUGAGGAUGUACAGUGGGACCCAGAAGGAGAAUUUAUCAUCAGUGUUGGUUCUGAUCAAACUACUAGAUUAUUUGCUCCAUGGAAAAGAAAACAUGAGACACAGGUAACCUGGCAUGAAAUAGCCCGGCCUCAAGUACAUGGGUAUGACAUGCGUUGUCUGGCAAUGAUUGGCAGGUUUCAGUUUGUGUCAGGAGCAGAUGAAAAAGUGCUUCGAGUUUUUUGUGCUCCUAAGAAUUUUAUAGAAAAUUUCAGUAACAUCACUGGUAUUCCAAUGGAGAAGCUGUGUUCCCAUCAAUCUUCUGACCUUCCAGAAGGUGCAACUGUGCCAGCACUGGGUUUAUCCAAUAAGGCUGUUUUUGAAGGAGAUAUAUCUGCUCAAGUAGCUGAGGAUGAAGAAACGUUUAAUACUAUUUCUAAUCAGUAUCCUGAGAUAUAUUUUCAACCCCUGAUCCUUACAGAACCUCCUCAAGAGGAUCACUUGCUGCAGAAUACAUUGUGGCCUGAAAUUCAGAAGUUGUAAGUUUUCUUU